Messenger RNA from Rhipicephalus sanguineus (brown dog tick), 960 nucleotides. RefSeq names its product CRISP/Allergen/PR-1. The record is from RefSeq and is a predicted model, not a curated record. Gene Ontology annotation, cellular component: extracellular region. The transcript has a single exon. NCBI's taxonomy places the organism in Eukaryota, Metazoa, Arthropoda, Arachnida, Ixodida, Ixodidae. Bases 1 to 960 code for a protein of 319 amino acids.
AUGAAAACAGAGAGGAUCCUUUUCACGACUCUGUGGUUAUGGUCGACGGUCGGAAGCAGUGUCCAGAAAUGCCUCGAGGAGUACAAGAAGCAGCGGCCCGCACACACCGCCUGCUUGCCGCCCAACAAGGAGUGCACCAUUAAGGCCACGCACGUAAGCAAAGCCGGUAUCCAGCUCAUCCUCAGAACGCACAACCACUAUAGAAGCAUGGUGGCCAUGGGAAAGCUCCCGAAGUUCUCGACGGCCACAAACAUGCAGCAGCUGCUAUGGGAUGAAGAGCUUGCUUCUGUGGCACAGGCCAAGGCGGAUCAGUGCACGAACGCCAAUGGAAAACUGGAUCACGAUAAGGCUGCAGACAGGUUCACUACCAAGUUUAAAUCCGUAGGACAAAACUUGGCCUUCCGGAGAAGCAGCGCCUCCUUCAAGGGAACUGACUGGCCCGGUCAGAUCAAGGCGUGGUUCGACGAAUAUUAUCACUACCCGCCGGACAGCGUGAACAGUUUCUCGCCUCCUUCCGAUGAGCCGACUGGACACUUUACGCAGGUUGUGUGGGCCACGACGGGCUACGUUGGUUGCGGCUACGCCGAUUACACCGUCGCCGGCGUCAAGCAGAUGCCGUACAUGCAGCUGUACGUGUGCAACUACGGCACAACAGGUAACGUGCUGACGCGCCCCGUUUACCUGGCCGGGCCUGUGUGCUCCGCCUGCCCCAAAGGCACCGCCUGUGUCAAGGAAACCGGCUUGUGUUCCCCUCCUGAAGCAACUGCGGCGGUCGACGAGGAAAGGGACACCAAUUCACUCGGGCAGCGUAAAAAGAGUAAGGACGGGCAAAUCAAACCAUCCACGCCGUAUCGAAAGAACGACGCCGGUAUAAUCUUUACGCCAUCUUGGACCGCUGUCUUUGCCGUAUUUGCUGCGACCUAUGUAACCGUGUUCACCUGGGUUACGUCCCUCGAGUAG